Theileria orientalis strain Shintoku is the source of this 3699-nucleotide messenger RNA. RefSeq lists its product as uncharacterized. The record is from RefSeq and is a predicted model, not a curated record. Gene Ontology annotation, biological process: ribosomal large subunit export from nucleus; protein export from nucleus; ribosomal small subunit export from nucleus. Gene Ontology annotation, molecular function: small GTPase binding; nuclear export signal receptor activity. The coding region runs from base 1 to 3699 and encodes 1232 amino acids. Gene Ontology annotation, cellular component: cytoplasm; nucleus. The transcript has 2 exons. NCBI's taxonomy places the organism in Eukaryota, Apicomplexa, Aconoidasida, Piroplasmida, Theileriidae.
AUGGGCUCAAAUAUAGUAGAUCCUUCAAUAUUGCUAGAUGUGUCCAGACCAUUUGACGAAGGGAUGGUGCCCCUGUUGGACUCAAUAAUAACAUCGAUGUUCGAUGGAACGAAUAUAAAAAAUAGAGAAACGGCACAUAAAAUCCUGGAGCAGUUUAAGUCGCUCCCAGACUCCUGGAAGCACGUAGCAGUAAUACUGGCGAAGUCGAAGAACUCAAACACGAAGUUCUACGCACUACAAGUGCUGGAAAUAUGCAUACAGUCGAGGUGGAACAUACUGCCAGACUCGGAAAAGGCAGGAAUAAAACAGUACGUGUCGGAGCUGGUGAUCAAGCUGUGUAUGGACCCGGAAGUGUGUCAAAACGAAAGACACUUUUUGACGAAAGUAAACGAGUGCCUGAUACAAAUAGUGAAGAAGGAGUGGCCAGAUAAGUGGCCGAACUUUAUAUCAGAGAUAUGUAAAGCAUCACAAGUAGCACAGAGCAUCUGCGAGAAUAACAUGAGACUGCUUAACAUGCUGAGCGAGGAGAUAUUCGACUUCGGAGAAGACUCGAUGGAAAGCAGAAGAGUAAAAAAGCUGGUCUCGAGAAUGACAGCAGAGUUCAGAGAGAUCUUCGAGCUGUGCAUAUUCGUGUUAAACAGCUACAUCACGAACCCGACGAUGGUAAACACGACGCUGAUUAAGCAGACGCUGGUGUGCCUGUCGCACUUCCUGAAGUGGAUCCCGUACGGAUACGUGUUCGAAGCGUACCCGCACGCAAACGGGUCAGUGGUGCUGCUGGAGCUGCUGCUGGACCACUUCUGGGACCCAGUGCAGUACAGAAUCGAGUGCACGAAGUGCCUGAACGAAGUGGCGUCGUUGUCACUGUCGCACGGAGAGCUGCAGUCGUUCUCGCACAGAAUAGCGGCGCUGUGGCCGAAGGUGGUUCAGAAGGUAGCAACGCUGCCACCGGAGUCGUUCCAGUACGACAGCGCGAAGAUACCGUCCUCAAUGCUGCUCUUCUGGGAAAACUUCUACACGCAGCUGACGCUGUUCCUGACGAACCUGCUGAAGAAUUUUAGAGAAAGCGUUAUAGAGAAGACACAAAACAGCAAGGAGGCACUGCUGUUCAUCUUUGAAAAGCUGGUUAUCAUAACGACGAUAAACCACGAGGAGACGUUUAAAAUAGCACUGGACUUCUGGCACCACUUCUGCAAUCAGCUGCUGAGAGAGAUGAAGGAGCACGAAAAGAAAAGCAUGGGGAUGAGAGAUAGAGCGGACCCGAACUACGUGGCAAUCAACGCAAUGAAGCAAAUAGACCUAAACAAGUCAUCAGAGUUGAUAAGGCUGGAAGUGUACAGACCAGUGCUUGUGGAAGUGCACAAAGUGAUGAUAAGAAGAAUGGCAAAGCCGCAAGAGAUAUAUAUCAUGUACGAUACAGACACGGGAGAAGUGGUGAGAGAAUAUAACCCAAACACAGCAGAAAUAGCACUGUACAAUAAAAUGAAAAACACGCAGAUCAUACUGACGACGAUGCUGCAGGAGGACACGGAAAAAAUAAUGAUGUCAUUCAUGGACAAGGAAAUGGAGCUGGCGAAUCUGGGAGGAAAUGAAGUGUGGGACCCGACGACACUCAACAGGUUGUGUUACUCGAUAGGCUCGAUCACAGGAAGCAUGGAGGAGCAGGUGGAGAAGAGGUUCCUGGUGCUGGUGAUCAAGUGUCUGCUGAACAUAUGCGAAAUAAAGACGGAAACAGGAAACAAGGCGAUAGUGGCGUCGAACAUAAUGUACGUGGUGGGCCAGUACCCACGCUUCCUGAAGAGUAACUGGAGGUUCCUGAGCACAGUGUUAAACAAGCUGUUCGAGUUCAUGAGAGAGACGUUCCCAGGAGUGCAGCAGAUGGCGUGCGAAACGUUCCUGAAGAUCACGAGCACUUGCAGAAAGGUGAUAGGAACGCAGCACCACAACGGAAUGUCGUACGUGGACGAGCUGGUGAGGACACUUAACGGUCUCGAAGACGUGCUGGACAACAAGCUUAUCCUGUACUUCUACGAGUCGGUGGGGAACGUGAUCAGCACGCUGGAGUUUAACACGAAGGUUAACAAGAUAAGUAGCCUGAUGGAAGUGUGCAACAACAGAAUGCAGAUCGUCUACACGAAGUUCCUGCUGGGAGUGACCUCGACAAUGGUGAGCACGCCGGAAGGGUUCAAGGGGUACGUGGAGCGCUUCGGAGAGGAAUUAUUUACAGUGGAGGUGACGAGAACAAUAGUGCAAAUCAACAGAAUUAACAACAGAGUGUGCAAAGCAGUGGGCUUCGCAUUCACGAAUCAAAUGAACAAGAUCUUCGGAAUACUGAUGGUGCUCUACAACCUGUACAGCAAGUACAUACAGGUGAGCGUGUCGACGGGAGGAGCGAGCGUGAUCAAGCACCUGAACGUCAACACGCUCUUCCUGGCGAGAAGGUCAAUCAUACACCUCUCGGAAACGUACAUGUGCAACGUGCCGACGAAGCUGAACAAUAACCCGGGAGCAACGAGCGCAAGUCCGAAGUACGGACUUAACACGGACCCGGGCGUGGCGCUGUCCUCGAGAGAAGUUACCACAGUGAGCAAAAACGAAGGAGGCUACGGCUACUUUGACCCGAAGGAGGAGAGCCACAACGGAGCGUCGGAGACCGCGGAGGGCGGAGCGGAGGCGAGCGGAAACGUGGAGGGAGCGGACAGAGAGAUGAUCGUGACGCUGCUCGAGAGCCUGGUGCUCGUGAUGAUGGGCGACUACAGAGACUCGGUAUUCGAGACGCGCGACUACGAGAUACUCUCGCUCUGCACGAAGAUCAUCGAGCGGCUGGGCUCGAACUACCCGACGGUGCUCGUGCAGAUCUUCAACUUGGUAUUCGACACGAGUCUGGACAUGGUGAAGCUGGACUUCCACGCGUACCCGGACCACAGGGAGCACUUCUACGAGAUGCUCUUCAAGUCGGCAAAGUGCGCAUUCGACGCACUGCUGAUGCUCCCGGGGGAGCGCCUGCGCGACUUCGUGCUCUCGCUGGUGUGGGCGUUCAAGCACGAACACCCCUCAAUCGCAGAAAGGGGACUGAUGAUCACGCUCGAGUUCAUGAGGAACAUCAUGUUCAAAGGAACGGUUAUCUUGCAUCAGUUCUGUUCAACCUUUUACUACCUCUUGUUGACCGAAGUUCUAUCGGUACUCACGGACACGCUGCACAAGUCAGGGUUCAGACUGCAAACACAAAUACUCAAAAUUUUAAUUAAAAUAGUGGUAAACGGAAUGGUGGAGGACAGCACAAAAGACCUGACGAAGCUGGGAGUGAUGAACUUCCUGGCGAACCUGUUCACGAGAAGCUUCCCAUCACUGCACAGAAAGCAAAUCGAAGCAUUCGUAGUGGAUCUCUUCAACUACUCAGUGGAUGUGCCAGCCUCAGGAGUAAUGGGCCAGCUCCAGGAAGGAGGGAACGCGAAUGUGGGAGACGGAAGCGGACUGCAAAUAAGCACAACAAACGGAAGAGAAGAAAAGGACAGAGACCUGAAGUUCCAAACACACGUAAAGGACUUCUUACUCUCACUCAAGGAGUUCUCAGGAUCCACAGAAGAAUUCGAAAAAAUGUUCAGCAGAGACUGCCAGGAAGCAAUGGAAAGAGCAAGAAGACUCGGAUACACAAACACGAACGAUAUCCUGUACACGAAAGAAGUGGAUUUAAACUAA